This is a messenger RNA of Neoarthrinium moseri, 1278 nucleotides long. RefSeq lists its product as uncharacterized. Bases 1 to 1278 code for a protein of 425 amino acids. NCBI's taxonomy places the organism in Eukaryota, Fungi, Ascomycota, Sordariomycetes, Amphisphaeriales, Apiosporaceae. The record is from RefSeq and is a predicted model, not a curated record. The transcript has 3 exons.
AUGAGGAGGUCAUUUCUCCUCCCUCUCCUGGCAUCUACCCCAGCCGCGACAUCAUCGUCAUCGGCAUCGUCAACAUCUGGCGCGCUCGGCUAUGCAACCAGAGCAUCCAUUCUGCGGCGAUCGGGACGACGUACCUUACUAGGUGCCUACCCCGCGAUUGCAUUGCGGAAGCAGCAGCAGCAGCAGCGACGUUGGCGGCACCAUGAUUUGGACCGCGAUGUCUUCCCUGAACCGGAGACAGGGGGUGAGACGCCGCCGCUGACAGACUCCUGCCCGAAGCUGCCGUUCCGAUUCGAGACGGGCUUCGCCCUCUUUGCCAAGCGGGCACCGCGACCGUUCCCACCGCCCUUCCUCAGCCCGCCCAGCAGCUCGUUCAGCGACCCGCUCAGCACGCAUCACCAGAGCCGCGACAAGCGGGUUUUUGUGGAUGGGGAGGUCAUUCGCGGCUGGACCAACGGCGACGAUGCGGUGUAUGCGAGCGACUACUUCAUUUGCGCCAACGAUGGCGUGGGGGCCUGGUCGAUGCGCCCCCGGGGCCAUGCAGGGCUGUGGUCAAGGCUGAUUCUUCACUUCUGGGUUGCAGCUAUGCAGGAGGACAUCACGAGACCGAGCACGAACAACCAGCAUUACAAGCCUGACCCAGUGGCGUAUCUGCAAACGGCAUACGAGCGCACACUCGACGCCACCUCGGGCCCAAACGAUUGCCAGGGGACUACGACGGCAUCCGGCGCGCAGCUGUUCUACAAAGGCGAUGCGAGUGCAGCGGAGUCUUCGGUGCCCCUGCUUUAUGUAACGAACCUGGGCGAUUCCCAGAUCAUGGUCGUGCGGCCUCGAGACCAGGAGAUGAUCUACAAAUCUACGGAGCAAUGGCACUGGUUCGACUGCCCCCGGCAAUUGGGCACGAACAGCCCAGACACGCCAACGGAGAACGCGGUCAUGGACAUUGUAGAGCUCGAGGAAGGCGAUGUGGUCCUCGCCAUGAGUGAUGGAGUGAUUGACAACCUCUGGGAGCACGAGAUUGUCGAAAACGUCAGCAAGAGCGUCCGGCGCUGGGAACAGGGUGAAGGCGGCCCCGCUGACGGAGAUAGAUAUGGCGGCGCCAACGGAGGGAUGACGUUUGUGGCCGAGGAGCUGAUGAACGCGGCGCGGACUGUGGCGGUAGAUCCGUUUGCUGAGAGUCCGUUCAUGGAGCACGCAAUCGAGGAGGGAUUAGCCAGCGAGGGAGGUAAACUUGAUGAUAUAAGCGUGGUCGCAGCUCUCUGUCGACGGAAUAAUUGA